AAUACGUCAUCAGUGGUCGCUCCUAACGACCGUGCACUCGUUUGAUCGAGACAUACCGACAAACUGUAGAAAGACUGACAUCUGUUAAAAGCUAACGUAUCUUUAAAGUGGAGAUCCCCCAUAAUAAAGUUUAGGAAUAUUUAUGGUGCACAACACCAGCAGCCCAGCGAAACUCGGAAAAGUUUCAUCGCGAGGCCGCGAGAGUCGGCGAGACUCGACAUCAGAUCAACAUGGCGAACGGACCGCCCCGCAGAAGUGAGUCCCGAGCGAGGAGAGUAAUGAAACAGUUGAGGGACAGAAGUGCCAUCAGUCCUGUCUACAAAUAUGUCUUAUUUUUCGCCAACUGUCUGUUUCUGCUGGCAGGGAUUGCAAUGCUGGUCGUGAGCACAUAUGUCCUUGUACAAAAAGAGAAGAAAAUCACCUACUUUGUGGAGUUUAUCUUUGAUCCCAGCUGCCUCCUUUGCCUUGCCGGCAGCAUCACUGUUGUUGUUGCUUUCCUUGGAUGUGGUGGAGCUUUGAGGGAGAACACAGGGUUUCUGAGAGCAUAUUACUGGAUUUUAAGCAUCCUGUUAUUGGCCCAAGUGAUCAUCAUCAUUUUUGUCUUCAUUUUCUACUUCAUGGAUGAUGUAGCUAAAAAGCUAAAUUUCUACCCAGAGAAUGUCCUUAGAGAUGCCAUUAUAAGAUACCGGGAUGAUGUGGACAUGCGUAACUUUAUUGAUGACCUUCAACAGUUUCUUGGUUGCUGUGGUGUCAGUAAUAAAGAUGAUGGAUUCCUUGACUGGAAUGAAAAUUCCUACUUUAACUGCACUGGGGGCAGUCCUGAUGAAUAUUCAGAAAAGUGUUCAGUGCCCCACUCUUGCUGCAUAAUGAAACCGGGUGAAAAUAUAAAUUACCAAUGUGGAAACAAUGCACUGACAAAAGACGCAUCGGAUGCAAAAAGUACAAUCUACACCAGGGGUUGCCUGAUGGCCAUCAAAGUCCUCAUUACAGAUAAUGCUUGGAUCAUCGGCGGUAUUGUCAUUGGCAUUCUCAUUCCACAGGCAUUCUUCAUUUUCUGUUCAAAAACACUGAAUGACCAGAUAUGGGUUCAGCGCUCAAAAUGGUGACUAGCCUCCCCUGCCACUGUUGCACCGGAAGAAGCUGAACCCAUCCUGCCCUCGUCUUAAAAUGUCAAGAUCAGCUCAUCGUUGUCUAGAGAUUGCUCGUGUGCUGGCUUGUCUGCAAGUGACAGAAUAUAACUCCAGCAUUGUUUCUGGAAUUUUAUGAAAAUCUAGGUGCCUUUAGAUCCGAUGAUAGCCAACAUUGGGCUCAUCAUUCGGGGAUUUAUGCAUUCCUAUUAAAAUUAAGGUGCAGAUGUUUGUUCACUUUCAAAACGCCUUAUAACAAAAGGUGAGCUUUCCUUGACUUUAAUUUGUUAAACAUCUAGUCGUUCCCCCUGCUUCCCACCAAAUCUUCGGAAUACUAAUAAGUAUUUAUCUUUUUUAUACACAAUCGGGAAAGCUGGAAAUGAAUCAACUCAUGCCUGAACCUCUCUGUAUCUCUGUAUUUGUCCUAGAGACAAUAUGAAUUUUAAAUAAUGGCAGGGUUUUGGGCUAACUGAAAUAAAAUAACUCAGUAAAAAUUAGAACAAAGUAGCCUUAAGCCAUUUUUUUUAGUUCUGUAUGAAGAGUUAGAGGAAGCAUGUUAUAUUGUGUGAUUAAUGUGUGUUAUUUUGUUAUCUCGUUCCAGUUUCAGUGCUUGCAUUUUGCGUCUUUAUUAUCUUCAUUGUACUUUUUCAUUGCUGCAAUAAAAUUGCAGCUGUAUUUUGGAGUUACACAGGGAAAGAGCAUUAUGCUGCAGUGUUCAGGUUCACCAAAGUGAUGUAAAUUCUUUGGUUCUAAUCGUGAAACAAACUUCACCUACACAUGUUUUACCUGCAUACGUUUUUCUUGGAGCAAACAUCACAAGGUUCUUUCAUUAAAUGUUUAUAUGCAGUUAACUGUCACCAGUGGUCAAAGUAGCUGUUGGACACUAUGCAAGUUGGCUUUGCCGAGACAUGCGAACAUUAGAUGGAGAAGAUAACUGUUGUAUUAUCAGUGUUAACAAAGAUAAAUUAAAACAAAGGCAAGCAUUGGUUAAGUUAGUAUUAUCUGCUUUCCUGAUGGAUAGAUGAUGUAAAAAUCUAAAGAAAAUUGUGGUUUCAAGCAAUUCGAAGCAGAAACUUUAACAUCGCAAUAUAUGUUGUCUCUCCUGCUGACAGAUUUGACAAAUUACCCUUAGUUGCCUAGAUCUCAACAUUACAGAUUGCUUUCAUUUACGUCAUGCACAUUACGUGUUCUGGGUUUCUAGUUUGUGCAUGGCACUAUAAAAACUUCAAAAUGUUGUUGAUUGGAUGCUGCUUGACAUAGGAUACCAGUAAAAGCAAAAUACCCUCAUUUCUGCAAAACUAUAUCUUCCUGUAGCAUCUCAUACCUUUAUUGUAUACACGAUGGAAGUGCACCUAAAUUUGUCACUUAUAAAGAAAGCACAGCAUGUAAAAUUGCCAGUUAUCGCCACUGUAAAUGUGUACUUAAAAUUGCCUGUUGAUGUAUUUCCUUAAUUAUAUGAAUAUUGAUUUGCAUAAAUAUUGAACUAUUGUGCAGUUAAAAUGAAAGUAUUGUAUAAAUCAUACGACCCACUAACAGCUAUAGCUGAUAGGAGACUGGGGCUGUUAGAAUGGUUUGGGUGGAAGAAAAGAGGAGAGAGUAUUGGUUACCAUAGAUAACACUGGUCCAUGAAAAAUGAGAGGUACUAACCAAAAUGGUUAGUUUUGUAUAUAUUGCAGACUUGGAAUCCAUUCUUCUGAGCACACAUACUUUUUGAACACCAUAAAACAGAUGUAUUCAGUUUGCUUCUCUUAUAAUCUUCCUAAAUAAAAAAACCACUUAAAAUGCUGUUGAUAAGCGCAUGUUCAGUCUACACACACAUUUUAGGGUAGUGCAUGUAAAUAAUUAUGCAUUGAACUAAAACAGAUAUGAAAGCGCCUUAAUAUUUUCUUUCCAAUCUGCAUUUGGCUCAUUCUUGUGUAACUAAAAAAAAAUAGUCACAUUUGUUUUGUCUUAAUUUUUUAAAUCUUAAAAUGCUGCUCAAAAAUGUUUUAAUUGUUGAAAUGUGAUUUUUGUGUGCAUGUGUGUGUGUUUACUAAAAGGGUUAAAAUGUCUGUAAAUAAGGUUACUUUUUCACAAUAUUUAUUUAAACUGUUUUCUGCAUUUAUACCAGUAACAGUGAUGGCAGAAAGCAAAUUGAACCUAUUUUGGGGUAACAUAUCAAAGCACUGAUGGACAUUAUAAUCUUUUUCUUUUUGGCAAUUUUACUACAUUCGCCUUUUCUUUUGGUGUUGUCUUUGGCGAAUAAACUUUUCUGUAAUACAA
Pomacea canaliculata is the source of this 3389-nucleotide messenger RNA. RefSeq names its product tetraspanin-33-like. The record is from RefSeq and is a predicted model, not a curated record. Gene Ontology annotation, cellular component: membrane. The transcript has 7 exons. NCBI's taxonomy places the organism in Eukaryota, Metazoa, Mollusca, Gastropoda, Architaenioglossa, Ampullariidae. The coding region runs from base 231 to 1106 and encodes 291 amino acids.